UUCUCCUAUUACCUCGGUAACCAGAGACCUGGUUCUCCCUACUGACUGGUCUUGAAAAGGUGAAAGGUAGAUACAAGGUUAGUUCAUGGAUGCUAAUGCGGUUAACGGCUAGCUCUACUUGGCACAGUUCAAAACGGAUGGCUCAGCUAAUCAGUAAGCCUGUGUGCAGCAGGACUGGGUCAAAUCCACUGUCAAAGCAUUAUUUCUGUUCCUCAAAGCUUACUUCUCCUUUAUCACCACUUCUAAAUGUAGUUUUGAACUUUUAAACUUAUUCAUCCAGUAUACAUUUACUUUACUUUCAAGUUUCCAGAUGGGGCUGAUAUCCAAACUUAUCCAUUUCCACCAAGAGGAUUAUUCUCAGGAAGAUUAGCUUGGCUACCUCUCUCAAUCCCAAUGUUAUUGCAGUACUGCGCCUGCACAGUACGAACAGUAGCUCCUGCCUGAAGUGAAGAAAGUUCUGGAAUGAUUGGGCUGGAUGUGUAUCUAUAUCCAGAUGGUCUGAGGGUCGCUUCACCAGAAGAUAUAGAGAGGUGGGAAUCUGAGAGGGAAAUGUACAACCAGAAUGUGCGUCUCUUUGUGGCUCUGUACUCUUACAAUCCGGCCGUGAUGUCGCCAAACCCUGACACAAUGGAGGAGGAGCUGCCAUUCGAACAAGGACAGAUUAUUAAAAUCUAUGGAGAUAAAGAUGCUGAUGGUUUUUACACUGGGGAGUCGGAAGGCCGUUGUGGUUUUGUGCCUAGCAACAUGGUAUCUGAAAUUCCUGUGGAAGAUGAUAGAGAAAUUAAAGUUCAACUAUUACAGCAGGGCUUUGUAUCGGAGGAGACAUCUUCUAUAGCACCUAGUGAAUCUUCCUGUGUGCCAGACGAUGUGAAGGUCCACAGGAUGGUGGCCAUUUAUGAUUACGAUCCUUGGGAAAGUUCUCCAAAUAUUGACAUUGAGGACGAGCUUCCUUUCCGUGCAGGAGAUAUCAUAUAUGUUUUUGGGGAAAUGGACAGUGAUGGAUUUUAUUAUGGAGAUCUACAUGGCUAUCGAGGUCUUGUGCCUUCAAAUUUCUUGCAACCGUUGGCUUGGGAUUAAAGAAAAGGAAUAUUCAUGUAUUCAUUCUGAUGUCACACCUUUGAACCAAUCUCAGUAAAUGACAUUAAAAUGAAUUUAUUUCUUCAUUUGAUUUCUAAUACUACAGCUAUUUUAAACAGCUAGCGUAUUAUAGCCUUAAAUGACUGGUAAUGUUUUAAUAUGUGUCUUCUUUUUACUGCUGAUGUAAUACUUAUGUAUUUAUGAAAUUGUAAAAUGAUUUUGUAAAAAACUUUAUUCUUACUUAAUAACUGCAUUUAUAUUAUUUUAACAAUUUUGUUGCACUUUUUUUUAAAUGAAACAAUUUCUCUUCAUUUUUUUCAAGAAAACUUUAUUUGACUGAACCCUUCAUAUACGUCACACCAUGAAAACGAUGUUGAACAAAUGGGGCCAUGACAACAAAAAAACAAGUUGUUUUUCUAACUGACCCUAAAUUUUAUGUUUUACAAACCUCCACCAAACUGAGUCAUCUAGAGUAAAAAGUUAAAAUUAGUGCUAGGAAAGAUUAAUCGCGAAUAAUCGCAUAAAAAAAUCAAAGUGAUUUUUGGCAUAAUGAGUGUGUGCUGUAUGUAAUUAUUAUAUAAAUACACACACAUUCAUGUAUGUAUUUAAGAAACAUUUACAUGUGUAUAUAUAUUUAUUUAUAUUUUUAUAUAUUCUGUAUUAUAUAUAAAUUAAAAAAAAUUCAAAUGUUAAUAAAAAAAUCUAAAAUGAAUAUAUGUAUGUAUGUGUCAUUAAAUAUACAUAAUAAUUACACACAAUACACACACAGAUAUUAUGCCAAAAAUCACUUUUAUUUUGUAUGUGAUUAAUCGCGAUUAAUCUUUUCCCAGCACUAGUUAAAACAGUAUUUGAUGUAAAACAUUUGCCACAUCACAGU
Paramisgurnus dabryanus is the source of this 1954-nucleotide messenger RNA. Its product is annotated as RIMS-binding protein 2. The record is from RefSeq and is a predicted model, not a curated record. Gene Ontology annotation, molecular function: protein binding. NCBI's taxonomy places the organism in Eukaryota, Metazoa, Chordata, Actinopteri, Cypriniformes, Cobitidae.